AUGGCGAGUUGGGAGAUCGGUACUCGGGCCUGGUUCCCAAACCAGUCCGAGGGUUUCAUUCCCGGUGAGCUUGAGCAGAGAAAAGAUCUGGGUGACGGCAAAAUCGCCCUCGUCUUCAGUCUCUCCGACGAGUCCAAACAGACAGUCGAAACCACCGAGACUGCCCUUCUCGACACCCACAAUGCCUCUUUACCUCCCCUCAUGAACCCUCCCAUGUUCGAGGCCGCCGAAGACCUGACCAACCUGUCCCAUCUAAACGAACCUGCCAUCCUGCAGGCCAUCAAGCUCCGAUAUGCGCAGAAAGAAAUCUACACCUACAGCGGGAUUGUGCUGAUAGCGACGAACCCGUUUGCACGGGUGGACUCGCUGUACGUCCCUCAGAUGGUCCAGGUGUACGCUGGCAAGCAAAGAGCAUCACAAGCACCCCAUCUGUUUGCCAUUGCGGAAGAGGCAUACACGGAUAUGUUGCGGGAUUCACGGAAUCAGACUGUCGUCGUGUCCGGCGAGUCGGGUGCCGGUAAAACAGUCAGUGCCAAAUACAUCAUGCGGUACUUCGCAACCCGAGGGGCCCCUGGACAGGCCAGCAAAGGGACCAAAGCGAGAGCAGAUGCCAUAAGUGAGACCGAGGAGCAAAUCCUUGCUACAAAUCCGGUCAUGGAAGCAUUUGGCAAUGCAAAGACGACGAGAAACGAUAAUUCUUCACGAUUCGGAAAAUACAUUGAAAUCAUGUUUGACCAGAACACCGACAUCAUUGGCGCCCGGAUAAGGACAUAUUUGCUUGAACGAUCACGACUUGUCUUUCAACCAUUGAAGGAGAGAAACUAUCACAUCUUCUACCAGCUCGUAGCCGGUGCGACAGAAGAAGAGAAACAAGAGUUAGGCUUGUUGCCCGUGGAAGAGUUUGACUAUCUGAAUCAAGGCAACGAACCCACGAUCGAUGGUGUCGACGACGCUGCCGAAUUUACAGCCACAAGGAAGGCCUUCACCACAAUCAACGUUUCCGAGGCCACCCAAAAGGAGAUCUUCCGAGUCCUUGCCGCUCUCCUACACAUCGGAAAUAUCAAAAUCACUGCUACUCGCUCAGACUCGACCCUCUCCGCGACCGAGCCUUCGCUGGUUCAGGCCUGCGGCAUACUAGGGAUUGACGCGGCCGAUUUUGCCAAAUGGACGGUCAAGAAGCAACUCAUCACGCGAGGAGAAAAGAUAACCUCAAAUCUGACGCAGCAGCAGGCCACCGUCGUGCGCGAUUCCGUGGCCAAGUUCAUAUACUCUAGCCUAUUCGACUGGCUAGUGGAAACCAUUAAUCACGGCCUGGCGACGGAGGAUGUCCUUCAACGGCUGAAUACUUUCAUCGGGGUGCUUGAUAUUUACGGUUUUGAACAUUUUGCAAAGAACUCCUUCGAACAAUUCUGCAUCAACUACGCGAACGAGAAGCUCCAGCAAGAAUUCAAUCAGCAUGUAUUCAAACUUGAACAGGAAGAAUACAUGCGUGAAGAGAUCGACUGGAAGUUUAUCGAUUUUUCCGACAAUCAACCUUGUAUUGAUCUUAUCGAAGGGAAACUUGGUAUUUUGUCUCUCUUGGACGAGGAAUCUCGACUGCCAAUGGGCUCGGACGAACAGUUUGUCACAAAAUUGCAUCACCAUUUUGCGGCGGACAAGCAGAAAUUCUACAAGAAACCCAGAUUUGGCAAGUCGGCAUUCACGGUUUGUCAUUAUGCCCUCGACGUUACCUACGAAUCCGAUGGCUUCAUCGAUAAGAACCGGGAUACUGUACCGGAUGAGCAGAUGGAAGUGCUUAAGAAGUCUACAAAUGCCUUCUUGGUUGACGUGCUGGACGUUGCCGCGGCGGUGAGAGAAAAGGACACUGCUCAGACAUCUUCGAAAACCGUUGCCCCCGGAGGUGGACGCCGAGUUGGUGUCGCUGUUAAUCGCAAACCUACUCUGGGAGGCAUAUUCAAGAGCUCUCUCAUUGAACUUAUGCAAACCAUCAACUCCACUGAUGCACACUAUAUUCGUUGUAUCAAGCCUAAUGAAGCAAAGGAGUCAUGGAAGUUCGAAGGGCCCAUGGUAUUGAGUCAACUACGGGCGUGCGGUGUUCUGGAAACCGUCCGCAUCAGCACCGCCGGUUAUCCUACACGAUGGACGUACGAAGAAUUUGCUCUGAGGUACUACAUGUUGUGUCGUUCGAACGAAUGGACAACGGAAAUCCGUACGAUGGCACAGAACAUCCUUGUGAAAGCCCUAGGAAAGACAGCCCACGAAAAGUCCGACAAGUACCAACUUGGUCUUACCAAGAUUUUCUUCCGAGCAGGCAUGUUGGCCUUUCUAGAGAACCUUCGUUCGGCUCGGUUGAAAGAGUGUGCCAUCAUGAUCCAGAAGAAUUUGCGGGCAAAAUACUACCGACACAAAUAUCUCGACGCCAGACAGUCGAUCCUCAAUUUCCAAGCCGCUACGCGAGCGUUUCUGGCUCGAAGAAAGACCGAGCAAACAAGACGGACAAAGGCGGCGACAGAUAUCCAAAGAGUGUGGCGAGGACAGAAAGUACGCAAAGAAUACAUUCGGAUCAGGAACGAUAUUAUCCUAUUCGAAUCCAUUGCCAAAGGUUAUCUCUGCAGGAGAAAUAUCCUGGAGACUCGCAUCGGAAAUGCAGCGGUCACCAUCCAAAGAGCUUUCCGUUCGUGGCGAGCAUUACGUGCCUGGAGGCAAUAUCGCAGAAAGGUGGUCAUUGUGCAGAACCUGUGGCGCGGCAAGGUCGCCAGGCGCGACUAUAAGAAAAUGCGUGAAGAGGCUCGCGAUCUCAAGCAGAUCUCCUAUAAACUUGAGAACAAGGUCGUGGAGCUCACACAGUCUCUUGGCGCACUCAAGCGAGAAAACAAGUCCUUGGUUUCCCAAUUGGAGAAUUACGAGAGUCAGUUGAAAUCCUGGAGGUCGAGACACAAUGCUUUGGAGACCCGGUCUCGGGAGCUUCAGAGUGAGGCGAACCAAGCCGGUAUUGUAGCAGCGCGCCUGGCUGCCUUGGAAGAAGAACAUGCCAAAUUGCAGACCAGCCACGAUGAACACAUGGGCAACGCAAAGAGACUGCAAGAAGAAGAGCGCAAGCUUCGAGAGUCAUUGAAGACUUCCAAUGCGGAGCUCGAAAAAUUGCGACAGUCAGUGUCCACGCAUGAAAGUGAGAGAGGCACUCUGCGACAACAAAUCAACGAACUGCAGGAUCAGCUUGAGAUUGCCAGACGGGCGCCACCUCCACCAGCCGCGAACGGCGCCAACGGAGAAUAUGCCAAUGGUACCUCUCAGCUUGCCAACGGACUCAUCAACCUUGUUUCAUCCAAGAAGCCUCUCAAGCGACGAAGCGCGGGAGCUGCCGAACGAAGCGAAAUCGACAGAUAUAGUGCCGCAUAUAGUGCCCGCCCUGUUUCAAUGGCGAUCGACUCUCACACCAAGACUCUCUCAGGUUCUACGUUCAACCCUGGUCUAGACAGUGUUGAGAUGGAGCUCGAGAAUCUCCUUGCGCAGGAAGAAGAACUCAACGACGAAGUCACAAUGGGUCUUAUCCGAGGCAUCAAGAUCCCCCAACCAGGCGCCAACCCUGCACCUACGGACAAAGAGGUCUUGUUCCCAUCUUACCUCAUCAAUCUGGUAACGUCUGAGAUGUGGAACAAUGGGUUCGUCAAGGAAUCCGAACGCUUCCUCGCCAAUGUCAUGCAAUCCAUACAGCAAGAAGUCAUGCAACACGAGGGCGACGAAGCGAUCAAUCCCGGUGCAUUUUGGUUGUCCAACGUGCAUGAAAUGCUCUCCUUUGUCUUCCUAGCCGAAGAUUGGUAUGAGGCGCAAAAGACCGACAACUACGAAUACGAUCGUUUACUUGAAAUUGUCAAGCACGAUCUCGAAUCUCUCGAGUUCAACAUCUACCACACCUGGAUGAAAGUGUUGAAGAAGAAGUUGCAUAAGAUGAUUGUGCCCGCAAUCAUCGAAUCGCAGUCGCUACCCGGUUUCGUCACCAAUGAAAGCAACCGCUUCUUGGGUAAAUUGCUGCCCUCGAACAAUACUCCCGCGUAUAGCAUGGACAACCUCCUCAGUCUCCUGAACAAUGUCUUCAAAGCCAUGAAAGCAUACUAUCUCGAAGACAGCAUCAUUACCCAAACGGUGACUGAGCUCCUUCGUCUUGUGGGGGUGACUGCCUUCAACGAUCUACUUAUGCGGCGCAAUUUCUUGUCGUGGAAGCGCGGUCUGCAGAUUAAUUACAACAUCACUCGUAUCGAAGAGUGGUGCAAGUCUCACGAUAUGCCCGAGGGGACUCUCCAACUCGAGCAUCUCAUGCAGGCCACUAAGCUGCUCCAGCUCAAGAAAGCGACGCUCAACGACAUUGAAAUCAUCCAGGAUAUCUGUUGGAUGCUCUCGCCCAAUCAGAUUCAGAAACUGCUCAAUCAGUAUCUCGUCGCCGAUUACGAGCAGCCUAUUAAUGGUGAAAUCAUGAAGGCUGUAGCGUCGAGGGUGACUGAGAAGAGUGACGUUCUGUUGCUUGCGCCAGUGGACAUGGAAGACAGCGGUCCCUAUGAGAUUGCUGAGCCCAGGGUCAUCACUGCGCUGGAGACGUAUACCCCGUCAUGGCUCCAGACACCGCGUCUCAAACGCCUGGCGGAAAUUGUCUCCGCCCAAGCAAUGGCUCAGCAAGAACAAGGAGGCCUUCCCGACGGAGCGAUCAGUGACUCUGAAGCUAUGAUGGCAUAG
Molecule: messenger RNA, 4728 nt
Organism: Cladophialophora bantiana CBS 173.52
Lineage: Eukaryota; Fungi; Ascomycota; Eurotiomycetes; Chaetothyriales; Herpotrichiellaceae
Exons: 2
Coding region: 1-4728 (1575 amino acids)
Biological process (GO): vesicle transport along actin filament; actin filament organization
Cellular component (GO): cytoplasm; myosin complex; vesicle
Molecular function (GO): microfilament motor activity; ATP binding; actin filament binding
Source: RefSeq, a predicted model, not a curated record